Messenger RNA from Abrus precatorius (Indian licorice), 1053 nucleotides. Its product is annotated as L-lactate dehydrogenase A-like. The record is from RefSeq and is a predicted model, not a curated record. The transcript has 2 exons. Gene Ontology annotation, molecular function: L-lactate dehydrogenase (NAD+) activity. Lineage: Eukaryota; Viridiplantae; Streptophyta; Magnoliopsida; Fabales; Fabaceae. Gene Ontology annotation, cellular component: cytoplasm. The coding region runs from base 1 to 1053 and encodes 350 amino acids. Gene Ontology annotation, biological process: carboxylic acid metabolic process.
AUGCACAAGAGCAGUUCAGGCUCAGCGUUGGGACCAGGGGGCUUGGACCUAACGCAGGCCUUCUUCAGGCCCAUUAUGAACGCAGCACCUCCUUCUCCCACAAAGCGCCACAACAAGGUCUCUGUUAUUGGGGCAGGCAACGUGGGAAUGGCCAUAGCCCAAACCAUCCUCACUCAGGACCUCACCGACGAGCUCGUCCUCGUCGACGCCAUUCCCGACAAACUCCGCGGCGAGAUGCUCGACCUGCAGCACGCCGCCGCCUUCCUCCCACGAACCAAAAUUCACGCCUCCACCGACUACUCCAUCACGGUGGGUUCCGACCUCUGCAUUGUAACCGCUGGUGCCCGCCAGAUAAGUGGCGAGUCCAGGCUAAACCUGCUGCAGAGGAACGUAGCCCUCUUUCAGAAAAUAAUACCCCCUUUGGUUCGUUAUUCCCCUAACACCGUUCUACUUAUCGUCUCUAACCCCGUUGAUGUACUAACUUACGUGGCAUGGAAGCUCUCGGGGUUCCCUUCCAACCGCGUCAUUGGCUCUGGCACUAACCUUGACUCCUCCCGUUUCCGUUUCCUCAUCGCUAAUCAUCUUGACGUCAACGCUCAGGAUGUCCAGGCUUAUAUAGUGGGGGAACACGGUGACAGCUCGGUGGCCCUGUGGUCUAGCAUUAGCGUUGGGGGUGUUCCGGUGCUAAGCUUUCUGGAGAAACAGCAAAUUGCGUAUGAGAAGGAAAUGCUAGAGAAUAUACACAAGGAAGUUGUACAUAGUGCGUACGAAGUCAUUAGUCUGAAAGGUUACACUUCUUGGGCAAUUGGAUACUCGGUGGCAAACUUGGCCCGAACCAUUCUUAGGGACCAAAGGAGGGUUCACCCAGUCUCGGUUCUCGCAAAGGGUCUUUAUGACAUCAAUGGUGAAGAAGUGUUCCUCAGCUUGCCUGCACAACUUGGAAGAGGAGGGGUAUUGGGUGUAACCAAUGUGCAUUUGACAGAAGAAGAGACACAAAGGCUUAGGGACUCAGCCACCACCAUCCUCGAGGUGCAGAAUCAGUUGGCUAUUUGA